Rhodotorula toruloides NP11 is the source of this 810-nucleotide messenger RNA. RefSeq lists its product as uncharacterized. Bases 1 to 810 code for a protein of 269 amino acids. The record is from RefSeq and is a predicted model, not a curated record. The transcript is spliced from 2 exons. NCBI's taxonomy places the organism in Eukaryota, Fungi, Basidiomycota, Microbotryomycetes, Sporidiobolales, Sporidiobolaceae.
AUGGUGGCGUACUGGCUCUGGACCGGCGACAAAGAACCUGCUGCACUCCGCGAAGACAUCCUCGCCGCCCGCGAUGCCGCCUGCGCGGUUGGCGAGACCCUCGACUCCCUCCACAUCCAUCCCAGCUAUCGGAAGCCGUCUGAGCCGCAGAUCUCGCAAAAGGACUAUGACGAGGCCCUCAAGAUCGCCCUCGAACUCAUGCCAGGCGUCUCUCACCUGGAGCUCUCCCUCAAUCACGAGACGAGGUUGUUCCCGUCGUCCUUCCGCAACCUGCGCAAACUUGUACUGUCAGGUACAGAGUAUGGCUUGAUCCGACUUCAAACAACGAUCAUUCCGCCGCUUCCGCCUUCCCUCGAGUACCUUCACCUGAAGCAUCUCGAAACAGCCGGCUUCUCCUCGAUGUGCACCAAUCUUAGGGUGCUUCUCCUCACAACUGUGACAUUCUCUGAGCCAGACCACCUCAUUCAUUGCCUGAGGAACACUCCAGCCAUCGAGAUCCUUGGACUCAGCUACUGCGACCGAGGCUCCCUAACUCCGAGCGCUUUGGCUAAGAUCCCUGCCACCGUCAAGCACGUCUACAGCAGCGCCUCUACUUCGCGAGAAGCCCUCGCUGCUCUUCCCGACACCGUCUCAAGUCUGACGUACGUCGAGCCCGCCCACCUCCUCACCCGUCUCUCGCAACUCAGCGACCUCUCGUACGCGUGCUUCAAAAAGGAGAUCAGCUUCACGAGGCAGGAAGAGGGAUGGAGGCGCGGUCCACGCUACCCGGUCGAAGCCUGGGCGAAGGAGAAACUGAACGGUAUCGCUUGA